AUGGUCUUCUACGACGGUAUAAAGUUCGCAUGUCUCUCGUGCAUCAGGGGCCACCGCUCAUCCAAUUGCAACCAUGUGGAUCGCCCGCUUAUGGAGGUCCGCAAGAAGGGCAGACCCGUCAGUCAGUGUGCCUACUGUAGAGAUCUGCGCAAGACCAAACACAUCCACGCAAAGUGUGUUUGCACUGCUUCCAACAAAAGUACGUGCCCUCUUCUAUUUGUCCCUUUUCAAUGGGUGUAG
Messenger RNA from Zychaea mexicana, 240 nucleotides. RefSeq names its product copper fist DNA binding domain-containing protein. The record is from RefSeq and is a predicted model, not a curated record. Lineage: Eukaryota; Fungi; Mucoromycota; Mucoromycetes; Mucorales; Lichtheimiaceae. Gene Ontology annotation, biological process: intracellular iron ion homeostasis; intracellular copper ion homeostasis; positive regulation of transcription by RNA polymerase II. The coding region runs from base 1 to 240 and encodes 79 amino acids. Gene Ontology annotation, cellular component: nucleus. Gene Ontology annotation, molecular function: DNA-binding transcription factor activity, RNA polymerase II-specific; copper ion binding; RNA polymerase II cis-regulatory region sequence-specific DNA binding. The transcript is spliced from 2 exons.